Molecule: messenger RNA, 659 nt
Organism: Prorocentrum cordatum
Lineage: Eukaryota; Dinophyceae; Prorocentrales; Prorocentraceae
Source: the annotation of a GenBank genome assembly
GGAGCUGUCCAACGUGUUCUGGAGCGUGGGCGAGAUGCUGCCCGAGGGCCCCGCCACUGGGGAGGCCGUCAUGGCGGCCGAGGCGAUGGCGGUGCAGAGGAUCAAGGAGUUCAGCCUGAUGGACGUGGCGGAGGCGCUGUGGGGCCUGGCCGCCUGGGGGGCCCCCGCCGUGAAGAGCCCGCUGGUGCCGGAGCUCCUGCGGAGGCUGAGAUACCUGCCGUCGCAGGCGGACUACGCAGCAGCCACCAAGGGGCUCCCGAAGAUCGCCUGCGCGCUCGUCCGGCUGGGCAUCUGGGAUCCCGUCGUGAUGGACGAGAUUGCCUACCGCCUCAUCCGGGACAUCGGCCAGCUGAGGCUCUGGAGCCUCGCCGCCACGUACUGGGCCUGGACGCGGCCGUGCUCCGAGCCCCGGAGGCCGACCAGGACUUCCGAGCGCUGCGAUAGUCGAUCUCGCGAGUACGCCGCGCACAACUUCAUGCGCGUGCUGGAGGAGCAGGUGGAGAUGCGAGGCGUCACGCCGGAGGACAUCGAGAGCAGCCCGGCAGGGCCCGGGAUCAGGCCCAUGGCACCCGCACGGAUGCUCGGCGAGUGAGCGGGCGCUUCCAGGCGCGCAGUCUUGUCCUCGUCUUCGCCCUCCUGCUCCUCCUCCUCCUCCUCUU